Diabrotica balteata is the source of this 261-nucleotide messenger RNA. NCBI's taxonomy places the organism in Eukaryota, Metazoa, Arthropoda, Insecta, Coleoptera, Chrysomelidae. The record is from the annotation of a GenBank genome assembly.
AUGGCUCUUAUAGCAAAUGAUACUUGCGGAGCACCAUUGCCUUGGCUCAUGUGUUGUCCUUGGUUAUAUUUUGAUGGCAAACUCUUCCAUUAUACUCUAGCAAGAUCUGCGCAUGCCAAAAAUAUUUUAGAAGUAUGCGACAAUUACAUAGAAAGAGUGGUAAAAGUUGAACGUAUAAGGAAAGCAAUUUUGGAAGGUAUCGAUGUGAAAUUUGCCAAAAUGCCGUUGCCGCCAUUUGCUGGACGUAAGUUAUUAAUAUAA